UCAAAGGCAAAAUCUUAAAGUUUGUCGAAAGGCCAAAUCAAAUAUCGUGUUUUGUUUUUGUUGCAAACAUGCGCAAUAUAUGACGUUUCGUAAAAAGGAUCUGCUACAGUCUAUCACGUGUAUGAACGUAUGAAUUAUACUUCCUUGUCUGUUGCGAAAUCUGACAAAGUGUUGAUUGAUUACGUUGGACUGUAAGAUUCGCAGGAUGUCCUUUAGUAUGAGCCUAGAAGCCACAUUUGGCAAAGAAGCCAAAAUUGGCGUUCAUUGACUUUGCUUUUGGGAAUCAUUAUGAGCAUCGAGAGCCUUAGCUUUUACAAAGAAGGAUUCUUGAAAAAACAAUCUAGACUUCUUCUCAAAGGAUAUAAGAAGAGAUGGUUUGUUUUAUCUGGAAAUAUAGUGAAGUAUUACCCAUCACAGGACACAUCUGAAAACAGUGUUCUUGGAGUUAUUGACAUGGCUAGAGUUGUAUCUGUCAAAGCAAGCAAACAUGUGAAACAUGGUUUCGAAAUUUCAACAGAAGCAAGGACAUAUUACUUGGCUGCAAAAGCAACUGAUGAAAAAGAUGAAUGGAUGAGGAUAAUUUUACAAUCAGUGGAGGCCACAAAGAAAACAUCAGUAGCAGUUUUUACAGGCACUCACUCAUCUGAAGAGGCGCCAAAUACAUAUCAAGUUGUAGGCAGCACAAACAGACCUUAUGUACCAGGCUAUGAUACAUAUGACAUUGUCAGUGGGGAUCGCCACUCUGGGCAAUCAAUUACCUCACAACAAUACAUCAAAAUAGGUGAAGCAAACAAACAGGCACCAUAUGGAGAUACAGCACCAACUUACCAAGUUCUUGGUGAAAAUGCUGGCACUGAUGCUGCAAAUAGUUCCAUAGCAGGAACAGCAACCUAUGAUACCAUUCCAAUUAGAACGGCCCAUGACAUAGAAGAGGCAGCAGAGAGUAUAUACGAUACUGUUGGUGGUACACCAUGUGCACCAGUUAAAACUCCAUCUCCAUCAACAAGAAGACUGCCCCUAAAUGACCAGGGUGCCUCUGAAAGGGACAUGUUCCACGAGAAUGAAGAUGGUUUGUCCCUGAAGAUGAGUUCUUUGAUGUCAAAGCUGUCUGUUGAAAGCCUGGAUAGCAUUGACUCACUUGAUCUAACUGAACUGACAGAUGAUGAAUUGCAAGAUGAUGAGACUGAUGGAGAGGUGAUAGUUGACAAUGGCAAAGUGAAAUUGGGGGAUGAAAGUGCCUUACCACCACCCCUUUUUGGAACAACAUAUGCAUGCAAUGAAAUUAGGAACUUUAUCAAAAACCAAGGGAGAUCUCCUGCAAAGGUGGAUUUUGCAAGAAUCUCAAAAGAAUAUAAACUUGAUCUCGAAACAAAAUCAGACUAUCCUGCUUUUGAUGCACUUAGAAAAGUGUUUGAUGUUUAUAAACUUAAGCCAACUACUUAGUUAUUGCCUUAAUUGAAGUAAUUUAUCAUUUUUAUGAUAUUAUAUAUCCAUUCUUCUUUACUGCUAGUGUAUUAUAAAUGUUUUACUUUUACAACUAAAUCUAAAAGCCAGCAAAAAACAUUUAUCCUUUGAGCAAACAUUUGACUCAACAAAAGUUGCUCUAUGUAAACUAAAGCAUUAAAUCUAAAGAAAAUCUUAAGGAAGGAUAAAUCCAUACUUUAAAAUGUCAAUCGUGUCGAUCUGAUUUUUUGCCAUGUGUGCAUUUUGGCAUGGUGAAGAAUUAGCGCAAGCCCUUGUGAAAUGUUUGAUUACAUUUAGUGGCACAAAUAUAGUGCAAAAUGCCCGCUAAAAGGCUUAAUGAACUUAAUUCCGCCAGAGACAACAUAACUAACAAACCCAAUAAGGUUACAAGCAGGGCAACAAAAAAGCAAAAUUGUGCUUGGCAUUUAAAAUUUACUUGAGUGGAUCAAGAAUUUUUGCAUUCCACUUAUCAUCCCUUACUACAGAAUAAAAUGCACCUGUGAUAGGCCCUUUUUGUAUAAAUGUCAAAACCAGCUCAGGAAAAGAAGACGAAUCAUCUGUUCCUCAGAAAAAAAAAGACGAAAGAGGGGGAAUAAUCGCCCAAGAGAGUGUAGAACACCAUCAUACAGGGCCAGCGAAACGUAUUUGAAAGUGGAGAGGUCAAAAUAGCAAAUUCUUGAAAGGGCUUAGGAAAGGCAGCCACCAUGGUUGGCGGCAAGAGAAAUUUUAGAAUUAUGAUAUCUUAGGGAUGGCCAGAGACUGUAUGUAAAAUGGAUUUUGACUGAAGCUUUUUUUAAUCUGCUUAAGCUGUUCAAUAUGUUUAAGCUUUGUUUAAUCAAUAUAUCCCAUUACUCUACUCCUUACAAUACCCCGUUCCUUAUUUAAGUCGUCUGCAUGGGAAGUCUCGUAUAGCUUGUUAUGAAACUCUCUUUUAGAUUUUCAAAUUACCCAAAAUGGAUUUAGCAAGAUGACGAAUGGUAAAUCUGUUCUGUUUAUAACUAAUCAACCCGCCUUAAUAAAUGAACAAAUUAGUUUAAUCAGCCCUGUCUUUUCAGCGGCUAAUUUGCCUUGUCUGAGGAGAGCCCGCACAAUUGAAGUUGGCCUAGGUAAUGGAAAGUUGGGACCACGUUGGGCACCAUAACAUUCGUUGGCAGGUAUUCUUGCAAAGCUCGCAUAGAUUGGUGCAAAAUUUAAUACACAAGUGUAAAGGUGGGUUGAACUUAGAUAGCCUGCUUCCCGAAUUCGGCAAAUUUAAGCCAACAGUCUAGCAUUUGGGAGAGUUUCAUGUUUCGUAACCGGGUCUUUGCUCCGAUAUAUACUCUCUCACUCGCUUUGGCCCCAGCAAAGUAAAAGGAACAUUUACCUCUCCAUUACUAACCUCGUAAUUAUGUACUUUAUCAAACUAUAUUUAUUUCAGCGCGUAGUUGAUUAUAGGUCUAUUUCUUUUGACGAUGAAGCCAAAAACACAAA
Messenger RNA from Rhopilema esculentum, 2934 nucleotides. RefSeq lists its product as uncharacterized. The record is from RefSeq and is a predicted model, not a curated record. Lineage: Eukaryota; Metazoa; Cnidaria; Scyphozoa; Rhizostomeae; Rhizostomatidae.